AUGGACGACCUUCAAUCCCUGGAACUUUUGUCCCUGGUAGCGAGGGUGACAACAGAGCUUCAGAAUCACUUAGGCAUAUGUGACAAAACCCUCGCCGAGUUCGUCAUCGACCAGCACCUAAAAUGCGGCGGAUCAUUUAAAAACUUCAAAAGCUGUCUCGAAGCUAUGGGAGCCGACUUUCCGCAGAGUUUAAUCGAAAGUAUAGAUCGCUUAAUGCUAGCGAUGCAUCCGAAAUAUAAAUCGAACCGGAAUGCCGCUCAAGAAGAACCUUCGAAAGCUGAUAACGACCAAGUGGCAGGGCUGGAUGAUCUGGAGCGGAAAUCAAGACUGUUUAAAGGACUAGCCGUACCAGAUAGGGAACUUAAAUGGGAUGAGGAUGAUUCCCCAGAAAAUGGUGCGAAAGGGGACGUUAUGGACGAUACCUUUGCGAUGCUUGAAGGCUUAGCUGAGAAAGCUAGAACUCGCGACAAUGGGACCUCGAGUAGGAAACGAAGUAGGAGUUCAGAUCAUGAUGAUAGUAUCCAAGGUAGUCGGCGACGAGGAAAAUAUAGGUCUUGCUCCCCAUCACAAAGCAGUCAACGGCACCCCGCGCAGGGUAGUUCCAAUCACGAAGCCUCGAGCACAAAAUACACCCGCAAGGAUCCCAGGCAUGACGAUGAUUUCAAAUACCGGGGGAGUCAACGAAACCAUGACGAUCGUGAGUGUUUUCGGAGACCUCCUAGCCCGGAACUCGACGAACGACCAAUCCUCUAUAAAAUCUAUAAUGGCCGAGUAACUGGAAUAAAAGACUUUGGUGCAUUUGUUAAUCUGCAGGGUGUUAAAGGUAAGGUUGAUGGUCUUGUACACGUUUCCGCAAUGCAAGACGGCGCCAGGGUCAAUCAUCCAUCCGAUCUCGUGGCGCGAGGGCAAUCGGUCAAGGUCAAAGUUUCUUCUAUACAGGGCUCGCGUAUCGGAUUAUCGAUGAAGGAAGUAGAUCAAGUGACAGGACGUGAUCUUGUUCCACAAAAGCGCAUUGCCUCUGGGGCGAACAUGGAAAGGCUAGAUGGGGCAGGUAUUGAUGACCGUUACGGCAAUCUCAGCUCCGGAGUCCCGGUAAUAGAGGAUGAUCAUAUUGGAAGAGGAUCCAGAGGCAAAAAGCGCCUAAACUCGCCUGAAAGAUGGGAGAUCAAGCAGCUUAUAGCUUCUGGUGCCGUUUCAGCAGCAGAUUACCCUGAUAUCGAUGAGGAAUACCAAGCCACACUUCGAGGAGAAGGAGAAUUUGAAGAAGAAGAAGAUGUAGACAUUGAAGUUCGAGACGAAGAGCCUCCUUUCUUAGCCGGACAGACUAAACAGUCUCUGGAGUUAUCUCCAAUUCGUGUGGUCAGGGCGCCAGACGGGUCACUAAAUCGCGCUGCGAUGACAGGAACUACACUGGCUAAGGAAAGGCGAGAACUUCGUCAGCAAGAAGCCCAAGAUAAGGCGUCAGAACAAGCAGCUCAAGUAGAUCUGAAUGCUCAAUGGCAGGAUCCCAUGGUCGCACCAGAUCAAAGGAAGUUUGCCUCUGAAUUGCGGAUAGUCCAGAAAACCGAAACGAUUCCUGAAUGGAAACGAGUGACCCAGAGCAAAGACGUUUCUUACGGAAAGAGAACAAAUAUGACCAUUAAACAGCAGCGGGAAAGUCUUCCGGUGUAUAAAUUCCGCAAACAACUACUUGAAGCCGUUCACAAGAAUCAGCUCCUUAUUGUUGUCGGCGACACUGGUUCGGGAAAAACGACACAGGUUACUCAGUUUCUGGCUGAGGCUGGGUUUGCAAACAAUGGUAUGAUUGGUUGCACUCAACCUCGACGAGUUGCUGCUGUCUCGGUCGCGAAACGUGUUGCUGAGGAAGUCGGUUGCCAGCUUGGUCAAGAAGUCGGGUACACCAUUCGUUUUGAGGACAGUUGCAGCCCCGAUACGAAAAUAAAAUACAUGACUGAUGGAAUUCUUCAACGAGAAAUUCUUUUAGACCCCGAUUUGAAAAGGUACUCUGUGAUCAUGCUCGAUGAGGCUCAUGAAAGAACUAUCCCAACUGAUAUACUCUUCGGUCUCCUAAAAAAGACACUUAAGAGAAGACCAGAUAUGAAAUUGAUUGUUACAUCCGCUACUUUGGAUGCGGAAAAGUUUUCGGAAUACUUCAAUGGAUGCCCCAUUUUCACCAUACCAGGUCGGACUUAUCCAGUCGAGAUUAUGUACUCGCGCGAACCGGAAACGGAUUACCUAGAUGCUGCUCUUGUUACUGUGAUGCAGAUUCAUCUUACAGAACCAUCUGGAGACAUUCUUCUCUUUUUAACCGGCCAAGAAGAAAUCGACACAAGUUGUGAAAUUCUCUAUGAGAGGAUGAAAGCUCUUGGUCCCAGUGUACCAGAAUUGAUCAUUCUCCCUGUCUACUCAGCUCUUCCCAGUGAAAUGCAGAGCAGGAUUUUUGAACCCGCCCCCCCAGGGAGUAGAAAAGUAGUUAUUGCUACAAAUAUUGCUGAAACCUCAAUUACUAUUGAUCAAAUUUACUAUGUCAUUGACCCUGGCUUUGUGAAGCAGAAUGCCUAUGAUCCAAAGCUGGGCAUGGAUUCGCUUGUUGUCACCCCAAUAUCACAGGCCCAAGCAAAACAACGGGCUGGUCGUGCUGGGAGGACGGGCCCCGGUAAAUGUUUCCGCCUAUACACAGAAGCUGCAUUCCAGUCUGAGAUGUUACCUACAUCAAUUCCCGAUAUUCAACGGCAGAAUCUAUCUCAUACAAUAUUAAUGUUGAAAGCUAUGGGAAUCAAUGAUCUAUUGCACUUCGAUUUCAUGGACCCGCCACCCACAAACACUAUGCUUACUGCUCUUGAAGAGUUGUAUGCUCUUUCGGCACUUGAUGACGAGGGCUUAUUAACAAGACUUGGUAGAAAAAUGGCUGAUUUUCCAAUGGAUCCUGCUCUUGCAAAAGUACUCAUUGCCUCUGUCGACAUGUGCUGCUCGGAGGAGGUACUUAGCAUUGUUGCUAUGCUUUCAGUUCAGAACGUGUUUUAUCGGCCAAAAGAAAAGCAGCAGCAAGCAGACCAGAAGAAGGCCAAGUUUCACGAUCCUCAUGGCGACCACCUCACGCUUCUCAAUGUGUACAACGGCUGGAAGAAUUCUCGAUUUAGCAAUCCAUGGUGCUUCGAAAAUUUCAUUCAGGCGCGGCAAAUGCGCCGUGUCCAAGAUGUUCGUCAGCAAUUGGUCAACAUCAUGGAAAGGUACCGCCACACAAUUGUAUCCUGCGGACGGAACACUGUGAAAGUGCGCCAAGCUCUCUGUUCGGGGUAUUUCCGGAACUCCGCGCGUAAAGACCCGCAGGAAGGCUAUAAGACGCUGAUUGAAGGCACGCCAGUGUAUUUACAUCCCAGUUCAGCGCUCUUCGGCAAGGCAGCAGAGCAUGUAAUUUUUGAUACCCUUGUGCUGACAACAAAGGAAUACAUGCGUUACACGACCGUGAUUGAACCAAAAUGGCUGGUAGAAGCAGCGCCAACAUUCUUCAAGGUCGCAGCAACCGAUCGUCUCUCUAAACGAAAGAAAGCCGAACGUAUCCAACCAUUGCAUAACCGGUUUGCGGGUGAAGACGACUGGCGUCUAUCAGCACAAAGACGACAAGGAAGAGGUGGUGGUGGUGGAACAUGGGGUUAA
Molecule: messenger RNA, 3657 nt
Organism: Ophidiomyces ophidiicola
Lineage: Eukaryota; Fungi; Ascomycota; Eurotiomycetes; Onygenales; Onygenaceae
Gene: PRP22
Product: DEAH-box ATP-dependent RNA helicase prp22
Exons: 2
Coding region: 1-3657 (1218 amino acids)
Biological process (GO): spliceosomal complex disassembly
Cellular component (GO): intracellular anatomical structure; catalytic step 2 spliceosome
Molecular function (GO): ATP binding; RNA binding
Source: RefSeq, a predicted model, not a curated record